Lytechinus pictus (painted urchin) is the source of this 7914-nucleotide messenger RNA. RefSeq names its product probable G-protein coupled receptor 156. Gene Ontology annotation, molecular function: G protein-coupled GABA receptor activity. Bases 674 to 2809 code for a protein of 711 amino acids. The transcript has 8 exons. NCBI's taxonomy places the organism in Eukaryota, Metazoa, Echinodermata, Echinoidea, Temnopleuroida, Toxopneustidae. Gene Ontology annotation, biological process: gamma-aminobutyric acid signaling pathway; G protein-coupled receptor signaling pathway. Gene Ontology annotation, cellular component: G protein-coupled receptor heterodimeric complex; membrane. The record is from RefSeq and is a predicted model, not a curated record.
AGAGGAUCUUCACUCGUCAGAUAGUUAAGACUCAAUAACUGCGAGCUCAACCGUGCAAAUUCAGAAGAAACAUCAGAAAAACAUAGACCCUUGCAGGUGUCAGAGGCUUUGUGAUUCCAGUAAUUCAAAUGAUGCCUUUUCUUUCUUUGAACGCGGGACAAACGAAGCUGUGAAUUUCAUCCACGCUUCGAUAGGAUUUUCUACGAUUUUAAAUUUUGAUUGAAUCAUUGGGAUGUAACGUUGAUCAUGAUUGACAUAUUUGGGACAAACAAAAAACGACGCUGGAUAUUUUGACCAGGGAUCACUUCGAAUUUCUACGAUUUUCAUUUUUCUUUAUUUAUUUGAACGUCGCUUUGAUUUGGACAGACGUUUAGAAGUGAACACGCAGAUGUUUCUUAUGAUGUAAACACUUUCGAGUUGAUCUCUCUGGAAUAAAACUGGACGUUCUCAAAUGGCCUACGGAUAAAUAGUGUUAACUAACAGUAAUGGGUUAGGUGACUUCGGUUGGAUACAUUCAAAUCAACUCUAGAUCGUCCCAUCUGAUCAGGGGAGAUUGAAUUCUCUUAUUUUUUGCGGCAUACUGUUUCCAUGGAAAUUUUUAUAUACUCAUCAUGAUCGUAGUUGUUUAGCUGUCCUGAUCUAGUAGCACUCUGAUCAAGGAACUUAACGAGAAAUGAGCGCCAACAUUUCGCAUAGCAACGGGACAUCGAGAUCCCCAACCCUUCACUUCAUCACAACAACGCCAACCGUUGCCAUGGGAACGGAGGAGGAGGGGAUGAUGGAUGGGGUCCACGAUGAGACGUCUUAUCGAUUUCGUACCAUCUCACCGGUGCUCUUCGGAUGUGCUUGUGUGUUGACAUUGUUAGGUCUGGUGCUAUCUACCGUAUUUCUCGUCUUCAAUAUCAGAUAUCGAAAUCAUAGGUUAAUAAAAAUGUCAAGCCCUAAUUUGAACAUACUGAUUGUGCUUGGCACCAUUCUCAUCUACGCAUGCGUGAUCCUCCUAGGAAUCGACAGUAAUACGUCAUCACUAGAAACCUUAACAGCACUCUGCAAGACACGUUUGUUCCUGCUCAUGUGCGGUUUCACGUUAGUCUACGGGUCUCUCUUCACCAAGUCUUGGCGGGUAUAUAGAAUAUUUGGACACACUGGUGCAAAACGGAUGGUGAUACGAGAUAAUAAACUAAUCGGAAUAAUAGCUUGUUUACUUCUUGUCGAUUCUCUUAUCAUGGCAAUAUGGCUGAUCUUCGAUCCCCCACAAUGCCAGGUGAAAGUACUUCCGGUGACGUCGCAGAAAGCAACAACUCAAUCAACUGAAAAUCCCUUGACAACGCCACAAACCACGCCCACAUGGAGGGGUGCGGUCUACGUAUGCCACUCCCAUUAUCAUGAAAUCUGGCUGCUUGUCAUCUACGUUUAUAAAUGCAUCAUUCUCCUCUACGGCACUCAUCUUUCAUGGGCAACUAGAAAUGUCGCCCUCAGCGCCAUGAACGAUGCAAGAUGUAUCAUCAUCUCUGUGUAUACCUGUGUCGUUCUGGUUUCGAUGGCAACGGCUCUAUCGUCGACGAUGUGGCGGUGGCCCAACGUGUGGUACUCUUGUCUGGCCUUGGUCUUGCUUCUCUGUACGACAGAAGUCCUGGUCUUGGUUCAUCUUCCAAAGAUACUUGCAUGGAAGGAUAACCCAGAUGCCACGAUGCCGUUGUCAAGGACGCUUACAUCGUCAUACAUAGCAACCAAUCACGGUCAAUCAUUCAAUCAAGUAGAAGAGGAGUUAUUUCUCUUAUCUGCGGAGAAUGCAGCUUUAAAACGGUCGCUUGGCGAGAAAGAUGAUACCAUCAAGUUGCUUCAGAGUCAUGUUGGGGUUGCCAAGGAGAAACUCUGUCAGCUGAUCGUCGAAGGUGACGGCCGCCAUGACAGUGGAUGUGAUUUCGAUGGUUCUUCAUCGGCCACCAGCCAAGAAGAUCCUGCAUCGAUUGGUACAGAGCCAAGUGUCAGCGAAAAGUCCGUCACAGAGAAGCCAGUAGAUUACGCCCAGGAGUCCGGGGGCUCUCAACAGAACAGUCCCGUUAAGAAAAAGAAAAGGUCGCCGAAGAAGUGCAAAGGAACAUCAACGAAAGGUCUUUCAAUGGAGGAAGAAGCAGUGACGGUUGUCGAUUUGGAAGAUAAAAAUGUUUUAGAUCGAUCUUCAUCUGCGUUAAUACCUCCAACAACUGGUCGACGGGAGAGCUUAAGCGUGCAAAGCAUACGCAGGAGAAGAGCAAACAGUCUUCGAAGUGUCGGCAGCGCGUCGUCCCAAUUUGAAGAACUGCGCAACUGUAUCGCAAAAGAACUGCACCAAGCUCAGCAUAUAUCGUCAAACCUGCGCGAUUCCAUAGCGCAGGAUUUGGGCUCGUGCCGGGAAAGACCUUUAUAUUACGAUAUCGCGCGCACGGAGGGAGAAAUAAUGUCAUCCUUGAGCAAAUCCUACAGACUAAGAGAUGACGACACGCAUUCUUUAGCAAGUAGUACAUUCACAUAUGAUAAUCCUGUCUUUUCUCGUGAUCAGUUUCCAAGGAGAAGUAACAGCAGUUAUCGGACAAGCAGAACAAGCAGACAAUCCAGCUUUCGAUCCGUUGCCAGUAUUGCCCUUGAAAUAGCAGAGAGCUACUCGAGAAAAAACAAGAACGGGAACGCCAAAGACAGAGAAUUGCAGUGGCCAAGUUAUAUUCCGCCCAAGGAAUCUAAAGUGCGCAGUGGGGAGCCUUUACGAGUUGUGCGCAGCUCAGAAGCGCCAAUUGUGUAUACUAGGAGCAUAUACAAUACAUACGUUUGAACGAACAUAAAGAUCAAUUAUGCUUUAACUCAGACAUGUCAGUUUGCUUUAAUGUAUAUAAAAGUAUCGAUUUUGUGAAGAUACAACUAUAUUUAUUACUGAAAUGAACUUUGUUUUAACUUAUUUUCAAAUAUCGUAAUAUGGAGGUAUAAUGAUGCUCUGCUGAUGCAAGCCGUCAGUAAUUUGCUAUUGUGUUUUGUACUAUUUACAAAUAAUUAUCAGAACUUCAUUACGGCUUAAUAUUGUAUGGCAGCGGUGUGAAAUUCAGGUUCUAGGUGUCAAUCUGGAACAGUUUUGCUCUGAUAAAAUAUUAGAUCUGUCAAAACUAAGAUUUAACAAUUAUAAAUCAUGGUUAGUUUAUUUUAGAUAUAAUGAUGACCACCUUUUCAUGAACAUAUGAAAUAUGAAAUAUAUAUACCUAAUGAAUAUUCAUGACGACUGUUUUCACAAAAUUUUGCUAAACUUUAAAAUUCAAUAACUUUGUUAUUUGUUAUCCGAUUUUGAUGAAGUUUUCGGCAUUUUGCUCAGUGAAUUCUACUCUAUUUAUUAAGCUAUACAUACUUUCAGCCCGGACCAUCCCUUUAACUGAACAUGCGACAUGUCGUAAUUCCGCCGGAAAGAUAGUGUUUACAUUCAUGGCGGUGUGUUCACAUUGUGAAAUACAGUGUAGAGUCACCUUCACACUGUUAAAUUUUAGUAUUUUAACCAUUUUACCAGUGUGAAUCACAUCUUCACAAAGUAGACUAUAAACACACACCAUAAACACUCACGUUGGCCAACCGUAUGAAAUGUUAGGCCUAUUUCACAUUUUUAAAUUUAGAGUAUGAAUUAUAUCUUCACAUAGUUCACUAUAUGAACACACACCAUGAACACUCAUGUAGACCAAUUGGUCAACCGAAUGAAAUGUUAGGCCUAUUUCACACUUUUAAACUAGAGUAUAUGAAUUAUACCUUCACAAAAUCCACUAUGUGAACACACUGUGUGGCACUGCACUGUGUGAUACUAUGUUAUAUCCAGCAUUGAUAUUGGUACCAACGAACGUAGAGGGUGUCAACACUGUGCAGGUAUCACGAUUCUAAUUAGGCCUACAGCAGAAAGGCAAAAGAUAUUAAUUCGACCUAACCCAAUUUUUUUUAUUCUGAUACAGCUGAUUAACAAAAGUGUAUGCAUAUAAUUAUUCAUCUGAAACUGAUUCUAUGGAGGGCAACUACUGAACUUUCUUUUCCAAAUCAAGAGAUAAUGUUACUUAACUUAUCUAUUUGACCGGCGGAAGAAUUAGGGUUAUUUUACUGUAUCGGGUGAAGAAUUUGUUCCCCCAAGGAGAUGUCUUCAUAAAUGCCGAUUUAUUUUUAAAAUGGGCCGGUUGAGGUACCCUUUUGUGGUCAUAUAUGGACUGCCAGAUAUAUAUCCUAUCCAGCCAUAGUAAAUAUUCGACUUUCUAUUUUUGUCCUUAUUCUUAAUGAUUUUUUUUUUAUAUUGACAUUUUUACACACGAGUCUUGGGGAAAUGUUUAACGCGCGUGACACCUGGGCCCCGUCUUACGUGUGUUUAUUCUUCCAUUGCGAGGACAGAAUCAGCGUUUUCAAACGUCGAUUCAAAACGCCGAUCGUAAACGUGGUUCUGGGAGUGCUGUUUAUGCUUCACUUUUCAGAGGCGAAAUCACGAACUCCAGCUGGCUUCGCAUCGUAAUUUUCGUUGAGCAGGAAAGCGAGGUCAAAUUGGGCGCGCCCUUUUUCGAAAGUUUUUUUCCUGAGAGUUGUUAUAGGGAAGGUACGUUGACUGUUAUUUAAACAUCGAACAAUUUCCAAUAUUUAGUCAUUGCAUGGAGCUACUUGACAUAGCCAUAUAUUUUCCACCAUGGUGAGGAUAAUAGUGAGAAAAAAUAAAGAAUAUUAAAGUAUACAUAAUAAAAUAAUAAAACAUCUAUUUGUUUAUAGGCAUCGGGCGAUGUCUCCUCAUUAUAACUCAUGUUCCAGGGUUUUUUUUUUGUAAAUCCCUCAGCAUUCAUCGUGAUGACAAAUUGGAAGAGUAAUACUAGUGAUAGUACUUAAAUCAAUUAUCACACAUGCAAAUGUAACAAGGGAGAUGAGAGGUAAUGAGAGGUAACACGCGACCAUGGAGCAAUGCGACUGUAUUUGCCCGCGGAUUUUCAUCUCACCGGAAGCAUGUACCAAAUGACGUAAUUUAAACACGUUUACGAUCGUGGUUCUGUUUAUACUUCCCCAGAAAUCCUGAUUCUGGUCAAACGACGUUUACAAACGCACCUUUUUGUGAGUUUACGAUCGGCGUUUUGAAACAGCGUUUAUGGACGUUCCACAGUUAAAGUGAAAUCCAUGUCAUUUUCACCAAACUUUCCACAUUGAUACUUUAGAACCUUAAUAUUCGAAAUAUGCAAAAAUUAACAUAGGUCCAUGUGCUUGAUUUUUUGCUAUAGAGCUUCAAAGUAUACCCAAAUUGAUGUUCUUAAAAAUUGCGCAUUCAAAAGAAUUUGGCAUUUUUAGACCACCCAAGAUUACUACAAUGAGUUUAAACCUAUAUUACUCAGUCAAAAUACAUGAAAAAGUCAUCAAAUUUCGCAAGAGAGUUAAUAAUUGUAUCGUUAGAAUGGAGAAUAUAUUUAUAGUGCUAUUUGUUUGCAAUUUUAAGUUUAACAGCACUGCCAUUUCUUAAAAAUUGCGUAAAAGACAACAAAAUCCCAAUCUAAAAAAUGUGAAAUUUCAGUUACAAACUACAAACGUACAAUAAAUGCUGCACUUUAUUCAAAAUCCAUGUCAUUUUCACCAAAAUUUGCAGAGUUGUAGAGGAAGGUAUACCUAAGCGGUACAAACAUUAAAAAAUAGGGGUUCAUGUGCUUGUUUUUAAACUAUCAGCAUUUUUAUUAGAGCAAAUGUGCUUUUUAAAACACCUAAAAUGCGCCAAAUGCUUUGUAUCUAUGUGAAGAAAAAAUCAAAACCACUCUACCAUUCAUUCAAACUCGGGGUAAUAUUCGUGAUUCUUGGCAGCACUGCAGAGUAAAGUAUUUUGAAAUUGUAGAGAAUGUUUUUUUGAAUGGUCCAUGGAAUAAUUCCACUUUAUAGCUUCAUGAAAUAACACAUCGGAUCUGCAGUUAAAGUGCAGAAGAUGAGAAAAAUCAGCUCAUACCCGCAGCUAAUUAAUCACCUGUUCAUCCAUUGUGACGUCAGCGCGCAGAGUGUAAACUAUGCGCAGAUCAUAAUGCGCACAAACAUAACUGUGGAACGUCCUUAAAUGAAAGUAAGCACGGACGCAACCGUGUUUUGGACUAAUCACGUUUGGAAACGCUGAUUCUGGCCUGAAAUGUGGAAGCAUAAACACGGCCAAAGAGUAACGAUGGAUCCUAUCAAUCGUAAGACUGUGGAAAUCCAUCAACGUCAUAAAUUUUUCUUCAGGAAAUUUGAACAAUGUCCUUUGUAAACAAGGAGAAGCAUCUUGCAUUUUCAAGAAAACAAUAAAUAUAUGAUUAUACACCUUAGUUAGAAAAUAUUUGAACAAACAUGCAUAAUAGAUGUUGACGUUGCGUGUUUUCCAUAGUUGUUUUUAUUGGACCAAUCCUAACUCUUUGUAAGACGGUUUCAGCAGUGUUCAUGUAUAUUGUUGACACCCUCUACGUUCGCUGGUUUAAACAUGAUCACCUUUACCAUGACAUAGUUUCAUGUACAAAUCAAAAAAGGUAAUCACGGUUUUACCAUUGUCUUAUCAUAUGAUAAAUACAAUCAAUAAAAUAAUGAACUGUGACCUAAAUGCUAAAUUUUUACCAUGGGCUUAUGACAUGCCUCAUAUCAAUAACAUAAUAUAAGAAUCAUGGUUUUAACGUGAUUUUACCAUUUCAGAAUCACUAUGCAGCUAAUUAAGAUAUCAAUUCAGGAUAACGAUGAAAGCAGAGUGUAAUUUUAUACCACUUAUUCCAAACAGUGACUUUACUUUUGUGUUUUACUUAACAUUUAUUUUUCAUUACAUUUAACAUAAUGUAAAAAUGAUAGAAUUGCCUUCAGCAAAAAGAAAGUAUGUUCAAACAUGAUUUUAGCAUGUUCAAAUUACCAACAAUAAUUGCAGUUGUUACUUCUUUUUCUCUGACAUUGAACUAGGGUACUUUAACUCCUUACGCUGAAUAUUGAGUGUUUUUAAGUAACGUUCUUAAAUAUAUUUUAGUAUGGUAUCUGACAGUGGCUGAAUACAUGGUUAAAAUGAAGGGGCCCUUUAGUUGAGCUGAGAAAAUGAAAAAGCAUGUCAAAUUGACGCAAUAUGAUUGUGUCUUCUUUUUUUUUACCUGGAUCAAUAUCUUUAAAUUUAGAUAUAACUAAAUCGAUCUAUUUUAUUGUGGAAGAUCAGUCGAAUAAUUGAUUUGAAAUAUAAUGUUCAUUAAUCUAUGGUGCUCAUGGUGAUGGUGAUAUUAGCGAGUUUUCGUAAUUACAUCGAGAACGGAUUCUACAACAUACUACACAAAAUCUAUUUAAACUGUCCGUCAAUCACAAUGAACAGCCGAGAGGUCUUUGUCGAAAAUUGGUGCACCGGGACUGCAGAGGAUCGUCGUAAAAUUCUGAGCUGACGAAUAAUUGCAAAUAAUUAUGUCGUUUGUCCAGAUUCACGGACGACACCAAUGUUUUGAUUCACCGAUUUUCAACAAAGACUGCUUUGUCAUGAAGGGCUUUCGACAAUUCUGUACACUGUAAAAAUUGUGGUGUUAAAACUGACAACAGUUGGUGUUAAUAGAGGACCACACCCUGAGGUGUUAAAAUUUCACCCUAGAGAUUGAACAUAACACAAAAGAGUGUUAAUGUAAAUACCAAAGGUGUUGCAUAGGUGUUGAACUAACACUGUCAAAUUAACACCGGUGUAAAAUAACUGGUUCGGUCCUCUAUGUACACCGGUUAACACCACAGUUUUUGCCGUGUACGUUCUGCGUAGUGGUUGUGAAAACUCCUUAUUGUCUAUGAUAGUUAAUGUGAAAGGUAUUACACUUUAAUUACAACUAGAUUGUUGAAGUAAAUGUUAAUUCCAAGUCAAAAUUGGCGUUCGACGAUUGAAGUACUCCAUCAAUUAUAACACAUUAAAUCUAAUAAAUUAUUGAAUCAAUAAUUUUAAAAGAA